AAUAUGGUGGCCAGCUUGGCAGACCUACGGUUCUUGUUGAUGAUAUUGUUGCUCUGCGGGAGGAUCGGGGACGGCGCCUGCAGCCAGGAAGCCCCGCGCGUUCUGGGGUUGCGACUGGAGGACCCAGAAGGCCGGGUGUAUAUGAAGGAGAGGAUAAUCUCUGCGCCGCAAGGGGCCAGUUUCAAGCUCCGGCUGUUCGGCUCGGAUCUGAAUGGUACCUGGCCGUGGGUGGCGUUCGCUGGGGCUAGACUGGGGGAGGCCGGGGCGGUGGGGGAUGCAGCCGACCCGUGUGGGCAGGAGACCCGCCGUGACACCUCCGCCUUCCAGGUCACCGGGGAGGUCACGGCAGACGAGGAGUACAGCGGGCUGAUAGAGGUAAAGGUGCGGGACAAGAGCAUUAUGUCUCUCACUGCAGGGGAUGAUGCCAACCCGACCUACCACCUGUGUGUGCUGAAGAGCGGGAGUUGGGUGUCAGUAGGACUGGACAGGCUGCGGAUCAACAACGAAAAUGGUCUCCCAGCGGACUACAUCCCUCCGUGGGGUGUGGCGGUGCUGAUUGUGCUGCUGAUCCUGGUGUGUGGGGUGCUGAGGACCGUGAACCUCAGCCUGCUGUGGCUGGACCCUCUGGAGCUCUAUGUCCUGCACAGCUGCGGCUCUGAGGAAGACAAACGGGCCGCCAAGCGCCUCGAGCCCAUCCGGAGAAGGGGCAACUUCCUGGUGUGUUCCCUGCUUUUCCUGUGCGCUCUGGGCCAUUCGGUUCUAGGUGUGCUGCUCUACCGGGCCCUGGGUUCCAUAGCACCCGCCGUCUUCACCAGCGGGUUCCUCAUCUUCCUGGUGUCAGAGCUGGUUCCACAUAUAGUGUGUUCCGGCUACGGCUUCCAGCUGGCCCCAGGCCUCACCUGGCUGGCACAGGUGUGUAUGGUGCUGACGUGCCCACUGUCGUGCCCACUGGGCCUGGUGCUGGAUCUGGCACUGAGACGUGACAUCAGCACCUGCGGCGUGAGGGAGAGGGCCAUGGAGAUGAUACGGACCAAUGUCAACGACCCCUACAGUGAAUUUGUGAAGGAGGAGUUUAGCCGUGGUGCACUGCGCAGUAAGACAGUGGAGGACAUCCUGACUCCGCUCAAGGACUGUUUCAUGCUGUCUUCCACCGCUGUGCUGGACUUCUCCACCAUGUCAGAGAUCAUGCAGAGUGGAUACACGCGUGUCCCAAUCUACGAAGAGGAGAGGUCCAACAUCGUGGAGAUACUGUACGUGAAGGACCUGGCUCUGGUCGACCCUGAUGACUGUACUCCCAUGACAACGAUCACCAAGUUCUACAACCACCCUCUGCACUUUGUCUUCAACGACACCAAACUGGACGCCAUGCUGGAGGAGUUCAAGAAAGGAAACUCAGCCCUGGCCAUCGUUCAAAAGGUGAACAACGAGGGGGAGGGAGACCCCUUUUAUGAGGUUCUGGGAUUGGUCACCUUGGAGGACGUCAUCGAGGAGAUCAUCAAAUCAGAGAUCCUAGAUGAGUCUGACGGAUACAUCGACAUGAAGGUGAAGCGUCCUCUGGCCCCUCUGGAGAUUUCCCUGGAGCCUCGCAGCGUCCACGAAGAAUUCUCUCUGUUCAAACUUCCCGAGGGCGAACCCAAGAUCCGCACCUCGCCCCAGCUACUGCUGGCCACACACCGCUUCCUGUCCAGAGAGGUAGAACACUUCAGUCCAGCCCGUGUGUCAGAGAAGGUGUUGUUCCACCUGCUGCGUCACCCCAGUGUCAACCAGGAAGUCCACUUUGACCCCUCCAACCGCCUGAGCCCAGACCACUACCUUUACACACGCAACCACCCCGUAGACUACUUCAUACUGCUACUACAGGGCCGUGUGGAGGUGGAGAUCGGUAAAGAGGGCUUGAAGUUUGAGAACGGAGCAUUCACAUACUACGGUGUGUCUGCACUCAGAGCGCCAACCUCAGUGCACCAGUCUCCAGUGUCGACCCAGCGUCAUUCUCCCAGGGAUCCGUUUGAGUUGGGAGAUGCCACCAGCUCGUCCAGCUACUGUCCUGACUACACCGUCCGUGCCCUCACUGACCUGCAGCUCAUACGGGUGACUCGCAUGCAGUACCUGAAUGCUUUGAUGGCGUCACGUGUUGGCCAGAGCCCGGACCCUUCUGAAAUCAAGAUCCUUCCCAACAGUCAGACCAAGCUGAUCAACGAGAGGAACAUCACCACGCAAGGUGGCAGUAAAUCCCAGGAGAGUUCCACAGAAGAGGAGGCUCAUGGGUAAUGCAGUUUUCUCCCUCAGAACUACGUGUGUUACUCAGACGACCAACCGACAGUCACAUGAGGCUGUUUUUAGGAGUAGACUUAAUGUGUUUAUCAGUGAAUCACUUAUCUCUGAAAUGCAGUGAUUGAACCUGGCUAGUGUGAGCGUGUGUGGCGCUGUUGCACUAUCCUCAGUCGUACUUCUCAUUCAUUAUAUGUUUCGCAUUGAAUCAGCCAUGGCAAUUGUGCGUGUGUAUGCAUACCUGUGUGUGUGUCUCUCCUCCCUGUUGUAAAUUCAGCCUCCUUUCCUAAACGUUACAUUGCCUGUUCCUUCAUUUAUUAUCAGUGUGCCAAAGCGACUCACCUUAACCUCCUGUGGGUGUACGUGUGUGCGUGGAUUGUCAAAACUCCGUCCAUCCAAGCAUUAGACGGAGGGUGGUUUAAAAAAAAACAAAAAAACAGUUGAUUUGCACAAAAGUGUGGUGAUUUGCUUUAGUAGUUCAAUUAUACGUCCAUUUUUUAUUUUAUACACUCCCACAUUUCAGAUGCAUACAUAUUUGUAUGUAGAGCCAAAUAUUGCUUGUUUUUGUUGUUUAUACCAUUCAAUGCAGUACUUAUUGAUGCCUAAUGAAGGCCUGUAUUUUUUCUUUAGUUAAAGUGAUAGAUCGCCCAACAUUUAAUAAAUAUCUAUUUGAACAUUUUCGUAUUUUAACGUUUUCGGUGAACUAUCCCUUUAAGAGAGCUGAUUCGAUGCCCAUUCCUUUGCACAGUCAGACGUUUAGCUUUAGGUCUGAGCUGUGAUGAGAGAGGCAGAUUACCCUGACCCAAUCUGCUUUCAUGCAUUCCUUUUGUGUGGCCAACAAGAUUCAUGAAGUUGCCGUAGUGUGUGUGUUUGUGUCAUAUCUAAAGCACCUUGUUGAUUUUCUCAUCCUUGAUAGCCCAGUAGGUUGACUUCCAUUAACAUUCCACAUCACUUCUGUGUCCAGGUGUGGGAGUGUGUGUCUGUUGUUUGGCUGGCCGUGUGUGUGCGACUGACCAUGUGUGUAACUCUUAGCGCUUGUCCGUCAGUAUUUAGUCUUACAGACUCCUUCAGGAAACUCAAUUUCCCAUGUUGCAGCGUACCUACCCAUGUGUGCAGGGAACACAUCUGUUACCCACUGUAGAGACUGGAAACCUAGAGAACGGCCUGGUCCAGAAUCAACCCCUUGGGCCUUCCACUAAUGCCUUCCCCUGGCCCAUAGCCUUCUACCCUUUUCUUGUAGGCCCUAGUUAUUGAAUUAAUGUUGGUUGAUCUAAAGAAAAGGUGCUGGCUCCACCUAGCCUUUAUGUCAGGCCUAGGGGACCUUUCACCAUGACGUGUCCACCUAUCUGAUUAAUUCCAAUCUGCAAAUAUCAAAGAGAGAGGGGGUCUUUGGAGUGGAUCAGAGUGCACAGUGCAGACCAUAGCAAAAUGUUUUGCAAUGGAAUAUUAAAAACAAGCAUUUCUUAUUGGACAGGUUCGGGUAGGCCAACCCUGUUUCAGUUGUGUUCUUCUGUUUGGUGACUAAUGAACAUGACACAGUGUUUCCCAGCGGCCAUGUUAGGGGUCGGCCAUCUUGUUUGCCUCAGUCCUUCCCCACCCUUAUGCGGGACGGUCUCGUUUUUGUUUAUCUACUUUAACAAUAAAAAAAAAAAUCA
Molecule: messenger RNA, 3923 nt
Organism: Salvelinus namaycush (lake trout)
Lineage: Eukaryota; Metazoa; Chordata; Actinopteri; Salmoniformes; Salmonidae
Product: metal transporter CNNM3-like
Exons: 12
Coding region: 4-2268 (754 amino acids)
Biological process (GO): magnesium ion homeostasis; transport
Cellular component (GO): plasma membrane
Molecular function (GO): transmembrane transporter activity
Source: RefSeq, a predicted model, not a curated record